Molecule: messenger RNA, 1764 nt
Organism: Botrytis byssoidea
Lineage: Eukaryota; Fungi; Ascomycota; Leotiomycetes; Helotiales; Sclerotiniaceae
Exons: 2
Coding region: 1-849 (282 amino acids)
Biological process (GO): regulation of DNA-templated transcription
Molecular function (GO): zinc ion binding; DNA-binding transcription factor activity, RNA polymerase II-specific
Source: RefSeq, a predicted model, not a curated record
AUGCAGAAAUCAGAUGAAGCAUCAAAGCGAACAGCAAGGUCAAGGACGCCGACUGCAUGUUUACAGUGUCAGAAGAGAAAGCAAAAAUGUAGUAGGGAACAACCGUGUAGGCAUUGUUCGAGGAGAUAUCCGCCAGUGGAAUGUAUCUAUACCUUUGAAGGAAAGCAUAAGAUGGUACUACUUCCGUCCCCAGAUAGAUUAUCUGUACCCGAUGACGCCCCUGCAUCUUUCUAUGCAGAUCAAGAAACCUCGGCGGCUCGACUUUCUUCCAUUCCUUCCUCUGAAAGUUUCUCGAGCACAGUAUCGGAUGAAGCACAUCAUCGAGUAUUUGAGCAAAAUUCACCAGAAGAGAAUAUGAGCUAUAUGCCCACAUUUGAUAUCACCAACUCGGAUCCAUUCAGGUCCAAGCCUCUUUACCAAGGAGUCUUGGGCACUACAAUGCCUACCUCUGUGACUGGAUCAUACGGCGAGCAAGCAAUGGACCCAAAUGAAUUGGAAUUACCACCUGUACCACAAGUUCCGGGAAACACACCAGACCAAAUCCCAUUCUACGAUUAUAUGAAUAGUCUGCAAAUAGAGACAGGGAGCUGGAACCAGUCUUCCAACUUGAAUCCAAAUUCAGGCAUGAUCGAUUUACAGAGUCAAUCAUAUUUCGGUCUAGUUUCAACGCAGACCACAAGUUCUCAAUCAUUUGAUUUCAAUGGCUCUCCUGCUUUUCAUCAAAAUUUUGGGCAUGAUGGGAUGUCAAACUUGGAUAGUCCCCCGAAUAUUUCGUUCUCUCCGGAAACACCAGAUCAUCAGAAUUCGGAUUAUGGAACAACGGAUGGGUAUCCGGGAUCGUACUACUAGUUACCAGGGAUUGAGAAUUAUGAGAUUUUACAGUCUUUUGAUGUGUUCAAGCCUUCCAUGCUUCGGGUACGACAUUAUUUUGAGUGAAGUAAACUAAAAACGACUUCUAUGUGUGGAUAUCAUACCGAAAAUCUUCAACCACAAUUACCUACUCGAAAAUUCUCCUGAGUGGUUAUCCAAAGACGGAAAUAUUUAAUUGGGUUUCCAAGAGUUCGAUUUGCAGUUCAAAAACCAGAGGUUUCAGGUCCUGGUGCUGAUUUAAAUUUUCCAAUGUUUCAAACUUUUGAAUCCAUUUCAAACACUCAUAGUUUCUAUCCAUUCUACCAGUCCAGUCCAGUUUACCGCAUACUCUGACACCAAGCUACAAAUCUUCACUCCGAUACACACCGACUGGCAGCUCAGAAUAGAAGCUUGUGAAGUCUUCCUGUGCUUUCAAGAAAGGAAAACUAGAUAAUGAGUAUCAAAGACUGCGUGGGUUUAUCAUAACUGAGCCUUACACGAUUACCAACAUCUCUAUUGCAUCAUUCCUGGCCGACUAUCAAGGUAUGGAGAUACUCAGAUUGCUUUUCCGAUCUAUAUUCAUCACUUGAUGCUAUAUAUUGUUUAUUUGGAAUCGCGUCGCAUCAGAUAUACAUCAAAACGUCCAUUAUUGAACGCGUUCGAUCUUUCUGAAAGAGAAACGAGGGGUGGAUAAACUCUUAUCGCAUUGCGGAACCUGGAAUAUGUUAGUUUUUUUCACAUACAUGUCAGCUCUCAAAGUCAGACGCACAGUGCUUAGAUUUUUAUUUUUUGGUAGUGGUUAAGCAAGGAGUUUGGAGCGAAAACUUGGGAUAAGAUGACAUAGAUUACUAUCGAAUUGUUAUUUCAAUAAAGUACCUAGACAGACAUUUUGUUCAACUCACAUAUCCUUUCUCU